Molecule: messenger RNA, 231 nt
Organism: Rotaria sp. Silwood2
Lineage: Eukaryota; Metazoa; Rotifera; Eurotatoria; Philodinida; Philodinidae
Source: the annotation of a GenBank genome assembly
AUGGGUUCCUCUAUUGGUUGUAUUUGUACACCGAAAGAUUUAAUAUCGUUGAAUGAAGAUGAUGAUGUUGCAACUGAACGAAAAAUAAUUUAUUCGGAUCGUGAUAACAUAAAUUGUGAUAUUUUACGUGUAAUCGAUUUAGUUAAAGUAUAUGGAUGGAGAUUCGGAAAAAAAUUUAUAGCUGUUAAACAAACAUGUAUUGGUGUUAAACAAGGUGAAUGUUUUGGUUAA